Molecule: messenger RNA, 2206 nt
Organism: Octopus sinensis (East Asian common octopus)
Lineage: Eukaryota; Metazoa; Mollusca; Cephalopoda; Octopoda; Octopodidae
Product: oocyte zinc finger protein XlCOF19-like
Exons: 3
Coding region: 1166-2071 (301 amino acids)
Biological process (GO): regulation of transcription by RNA polymerase II
Molecular function (GO): DNA-binding transcription factor activity; RNA polymerase II cis-regulatory region sequence-specific DNA binding
Source: RefSeq, a predicted model, not a curated record
UAAUAUUUUAUUUUGCAAGAUGAUAACUUCUCAAGUUACCAAGAAUUGGAUCGAUCGCAAAAAUGAAUAGAUUUAUUUUUGAAGGUAUUUCUGAAAGUAUUAAAUUACACUAGUGACUUUUUGACUUACGACACCGUUGUCAUUCGGGCGGGAAGUAAUUGCCAAAGACACCGCCUUUUUUUGUGUGUGUGUGUUUAUUGUAAUUAUAUUUUGUUUGAUAAUUAUUAUCUAAUUAAUAGGUAGACGUUGGUUUGCGUGGACAGCGUAUGGCAACUCAGUCGGUGUUCCAUCACCUCCACGAUCAAAUGUUUUGUCUCAUCACAAACUACAUCACGUCGCCAAUUUGUUGUUCACUUAUUUUACAAGACAAGGAAAAGAGGGUUUUUUUUCUUUAAUCACCAACGAAUGAGUGAAUUAAUAACUUUGCUGACCAUUCUUGGCUUUCCAGUUAACUAUCAGAUCUAAACCGACAUAUCUAUCAACCAGACUUAUGUUCCUUUAACGUCCAAAGUAAAACGGUUCUUGUUUUACAAUAAUAUGCAAUUGAGAAGAAGUUCCAAAAAGAAGAGAACAAGUAUUCAAGUUGUAAGAAGAAAAUAUAGCAACAUCGUAUAUUAAGUACACGUCUGCAGUCCAUGAUUAUGUGAAAUAACAAACUGAACCUUAACCCUUUUGUUACCAACCCAGCUGAAACCGGCUCUGGCUCUGUUGUACAAAUGUCUUGUUUCCAUAAGUUUUAAAUUGAAAUCUUCCACCAAACCUUAGUCACAAUUUAUGUUCCUAAUACAAGCUGAAUUAUUUUACAAGCUAAGUUAUUUUACUAAAUUCUUUGUUAUAUUUAAAGUAAUUGAAAGAAACACAGAACAUCUCAAAAUAAAUACAGUAACGAAAGGGUUAACAGAGAUUUCUUAUACUGGUUAAUAUUUCUCAACCUUUCAGAAUUCCUCAAGUAUCAAUUAAUUAAUACGGAAGACUUUAAUUACCGGGAUACCUGUAAUACAACUGUUCUUAACAAUGGAAAUAUAUUAACAGAGACAGAUAUUGGGGAGAAACUUUUUAUGAAUUUGUAAAUCAAAAAAAAAGCUGAACUGUAAUAAAGAUUGUACUGACCAUCAUUUCUCAACCUUCAAGAAUCCUUCGAGUAUUAAUUAAUUAAUUAAUUAAUAUGGAGGACGUUAAUUACUUGGACACUUCUAAUACAACUGUUUUUAACAAUGGAGAUACAUUAACAGAGGCAGACGGUGAUGAGAAGCCUUUACUUAGUGAAACAUUUACUAAACAGAAAUCAUCUGCCAGAAAUAUUGCUAAAUUUCGCUGUGAGAUUUGUAGGAAAAUUUUCACUUCAGAAUAUGAAGUUCUAACACACAAGGAGAUUCACAACAAGGAAAAACCAUUCCACUGUGAAGUGUGCGGCAAGUCUUUCGUCUAUAACAGUGACUUCACAAGACAUAAACGGAUUCACACGAGUGAAAGGCCCUAUCUUUGUGAAAUCUGCGGGAAAUCCUUCACGCAAAAUUCUCACCUUCUUAACCAUAUACGUAGUCACACGGGAGAGAAACUGUUCCCUUGUGAAAUAUGCGGGAAGUAUUUAGUGUCUAACAGUAGUUUAACGAAACACAUGAGAAUCCAUACCGGGGAAAAGCCAUAUCAUUGUGAAAUCUGUGCCAAGUCCUUCUCUGAUAACGCUAACCUUGUGGUCCACGUCAGAAUCCACACGGGCGAAAAACCGUUUCACUGUGAAAUGUGCGGUAAAUCUUUUACGACCAAUUCCAAACUUACGGUGCAUAAACGUUGUCAUACCGGGGAGAAACAGUUCCACUGUGAGAUAUGCGGGAAGUCUUUUAUCCAGAAUUCUAAACUGACAAUCCAUAAACGGACCCACUCUGGUGAAAAGUUGUUUCACUGUGAAAUCUGUUUGAAAUCUUUUUCUUCUAACAGCAUCUUAACGAAACAUAAGAGUUUACACUCUGGAGAAAAACGCUUCCACUGUGAAACGUGUGGCAAAUAUUUUGCUCAGAAAUCUUUUAUUAUUCACAAUUGUAGUCAGGUUGGGAAAAAACCCCUAACGUGAUGAAUCAUGUGGAUGAGUGGCUGUGUGGUAAGUAGCUUGUUUACCAACCAUAUGGUUCCGGGUUCAGUCCCACUGCAUGGCAUCUUGGGCAAGUGUCUUCUAUUAUAGCCUUGGGCCGACCAAAGCUUUGUGAGU